This is a messenger RNA of Mesorhabditis spiculigera, 705 nucleotides long. The record is from the annotation of a GenBank genome assembly. NCBI's taxonomy places the organism in Eukaryota, Metazoa, Nematoda, Chromadorea, Rhabditida, Rhabditidae.
AUGGCGGCCUCGUUCGAGUUCCAGGGCCGGAAAUACGUGCUCGACGAUACGGCCAAACAGUACAAAACCGCCUUCGACGACUGCCGCGGCGCGCUCGAGGAGACGGCAGCCAUUUUCCGGGAGCCAGGCUUCGACACGGAUAUGAAUGGGUGGAAGCCGGACCACUCGAGCCAGACGACCAAGAUGUUCUACAGCGACCGCAAGAAUGGGCGCUAUUUUUGUGGCAAGACCCAACUCCCCUUGACCACCGAAAAGGCGCUGGCAGCCGUGUUCGCCGACGUCGAGAGCUCGGUGAAGUGGAACGACAGCUACAAGUUCUCGAAAAAGCAUAUGCAGCUCGGGGAGGAUUUGGAUAUUUCACAUUACGCCACCAACAAGAAGCUGAUCGUCGAGGGACGAGAAUUUAUCUGCGCGAGGGCUGUAUUCAGGGAUGCGGACGGCAGCAUCCUCUUUGCCGCCAAAAGCACCGAGUUGAAGGAGAUCAAGGAGGGCGAGCAUGGCGUCAGAGCACACCUCUACAUCUCUGCCGGCCGAGUCCGACCACUCCCUAAUGACGCCACAAAGUGUACGUACGACUACGUGGUGUGCGUCGAUAUGAAAGGUAUGAUGUGGAAAAGCGUGCUGAACCCGGUGCUCGGCCGCCUCCUUCACGAAGACGUCGAAAAUGUGCGGCGCCACUGCGAGAAGCUCGCUGCCGAAGGGAAA